AUGGCCUCGAAACAGGAUCUUUUCGGGCAGCUCUGGAAGGAAUAUGCCCUGUCCGACUCUCGAUACAUGACCUCGGACACGUUGGUGUUGUGCAUGGAGACGAUGACGGUGUUACUGUGGGGGCCUCUCUGCUUUGUCGUCGCCUACUUGACCACACGGCGGCAUUCCCUGCGACACCCGAUCCAACUGCUGGUGUGCAUGAGCCAUCUCUACGGGGAUACGCUAUAUUAUGCGACGAGCCUCUUCGAUGAUUAUGUCAAGGGGGUGCCGUACUGCCGACCGGAGGGGUACUAUUUUUGGCUGUAUUACUUUUUUAUGAACUUCAUUUGGAUUGUGGUUCCGGGUUAUUACCUUUAUGACAGCAUCUCGACCAUUUCGGCCGCGAUUCGGGCUCAACAGGUGUCAGCCGAGAGGCGCAAAAGCCAGUAA
Penicillium manginii is the source of this 429-nucleotide messenger RNA. RefSeq names its product EXPERA domain-containing protein. Gene Ontology annotation, cellular component: endoplasmic reticulum; membrane. The record is from RefSeq and is a predicted model, not a curated record. Gene Ontology annotation, biological process: sterol biosynthetic process. Gene Ontology annotation, molecular function: steroid Delta-isomerase activity; C-8 sterol isomerase activity; cholestenol delta-isomerase activity. Bases 1 to 429 code for a protein of 142 amino acids. NCBI's taxonomy places the organism in Eukaryota, Fungi, Ascomycota, Eurotiomycetes, Eurotiales, Aspergillaceae. The transcript is spliced from 3 exons.